Messenger RNA from Knipowitschia caucasica, 204 nucleotides. NCBI's taxonomy places the organism in Eukaryota, Metazoa, Chordata, Actinopteri, Gobiiformes, Gobiidae. The record is from the annotation of a GenBank genome assembly.
AUGUCUCUGCCCGCUGUCUCCCGGCUCUUCAGACACGCUCUGAGGGCACAGGUGGUGCCCAGCGCCCGGGUGUCCGCGAAGCCCGCGGAGCACAACAUAUCUGCAGGGGAGCAGGCCUUUGCACUCACCUGCAUGUUUGUGGCGAUCCUUGGCCCAAGUGGAUGGAUCCUGGCUCAUCUGGAGGACUACAAAAAGAAGGAGUAG